Messenger RNA from Pipra filicauda (Wire-tailed manakin), 2155 nucleotides. Its product is annotated as ubiquitin-conjugating enzyme E2 L5-like. The transcript is spliced from 4 exons. Lineage: Eukaryota; Metazoa; Chordata; Aves; Passeriformes; Pipridae. Bases 1486 to 1947 code for a protein of 153 amino acids. The record is from RefSeq and is a predicted model, not a curated record.
CUGGGUGGUGGAAGAUCUGGGCGGCCGAGAAGAGGCCGGGCGAGCCGGCCAGCUGCUGCAGGGCGCCGUGCACGCAGCCCAGCCCCGGCGGGUACGCCAGGAGGGCGCCCAGCCGCUCGCGGGUCUCGCCGCGGGCGCCUGCGGGCACAGGGGAAGCUGGGUGAGGUGCCCCGGGUGGGACAGCCCCGGGGGACACAGGCGGUGCCCACGGCAGUGCCGGUGCUCGCGGGCGGCCCCUCACCCAGCAGCAGGUGCGAGAGCCCCGUGGCGACGUUGAUGGGGGAGAAGAGCAGGUUGGCGUCGGGCCGGGCGGCCUCGGCCAUGUGCUGGUAGAAGCGGAGGGCGAAGGUGCCCAGCGCCUCGGCCACGGCCGCCCGCUGCUCCCCCGUGGGCUCCCCGCAGGCCUCGGCCGGCUCCUCGUCCCCGGGGCACGGCGGGGUGGUGGUGCCUGGGGGUCCCUGAGUGGUGCCAGGCGUGGGCACAGCCGUGGUCCCGUAGGCUGUGCUUCCUGGCUCCUCAGAGGCUCCCUCAGGUUCUGUGGGCCCAGGGGCGUCUGUGGCCCCGUGAGGGGCAUCCCAGCCAGGCAGCCCCUCGGGGUGGGCAUGGGGGGUGGGUAUAGGCAGGACAGGUGCCCCCACGUCCUGCGGGGGGGCCGUGGCAGGAUGGGGGGGCACUGGCGGUGUCGGGGGCUGUGUGAGCAGCUUCGCUCCGCUGGGAGAGGCCUCCAGAGUGGGCACCUGGGUAUAGGGACCUGGGUGAGGGGGGCACGGUGCACCCGGGUGGGCAGCUUAGAUGAGGGGAGACAGAGGGGCACUGGGCACAGGGAGCCUGUGUUCCUGGGGCACACUUACCGGGCUGACAGUGGCCACGGCUGUGGCCACCAGCCACGCCAGGGGCAGCCAGAGUGUCAUGGUGGGCAUCCUGGUGGGAGGGCACAGGUCAAGGGCAGGACAGGCACCCUGCACCCCCACCCCGGCACCUGCAUCCCCACUCCCUGCACCGCCUGUAUCCCCACCCCGUGCGCCCCCAUCCACCCCGGGGUGCCCCCAUUCUGCCCCCCCGGGGGUCGGGAGGAGGCAGCACCCCGGGCCCACCUGGGUGCCCGGCGGGUCGGUCCCUGCGUGUCCAGCGGGCUCCGGGGGAUCUGGCCGGCUCCGGCCCUGCCUGGUUAAAGAUUAAGGAGGUUCCCGUAAAUCAGCCGGGUGUGCGAGGGCAGCCGGGGUGGGACGGGCGGGGCGGUUCUGGGGGCAGCCGAGGAGGCGGGAUGCGGCCCCGCGUCCCGCUCUGCCCCCGUCAGGCACCCGCUGGACGGUGCGGGGCGGCGCUCCUGUCACCCACCGCCACCGGGAGCCCCGGGUGGCGGGUGUUCCCGGCCGUCCCAGACCCGUCUGCUCGUCCCGGGGGUGCGGCCGGAGAAUCUCGUCCCGCCCGCCCCGGGGCGUGAUCCCGCGGAGCCCGUCCCCGUGGCACCGGGCACCGAUCACCAUGGCCGUGAGGAUCACCAAGGAGCUGGAGGAGGUGCGGGGCUGGGAGGGAGCCCGAGACGUGCGGCCGCUGGACCGGAACGUGCGGCGCUGGGAAGGGCUCCUGCUGCCCAACACCCCCCCGUACAACGUGGGUGCCUUCCGCUUCGAGCUGACCUUCUCCCCGCGGCACCCGCUGGAGCCCCCCCGUGCCACCCUCCGCACCCCCAUCUACCAUCCCGGCGUGGACCCCGAGGGUCGCGUCUGCCAGCUCCUCACCACCCACGAGCACUGGGCACCCACCACCCGCGCCAUCCAAGUGCUGCAGGACCUGCUGCAGCUGCUGGACAGCCCCGACCCCCAGCGGGUGCUGCGGCUGGACCUGGCCCGGGAGCUGCAGGAGCACCCCGAGGAGUUCCGGCGCCGGGCACAGGAACACACCCGGCUCCACGCCGAGCCGCGCCCCGACCCCCCCGGCCCCUGAGCCCCCCACCCGGGGGCACCUCGGCUGCCCCUCUCCUUCCCUAUGCCAGCCAGGGCUGGCCCUGGCAUCACCCCUGCCUCGGCGCUGGACCUUGGGCAUCGGGGGCCCCUCUGGCACCGUGAAGGGGGUCCUGCCCCCCCCACAAGAGCUGGCCCCCCACAAGAGCUGCCCCCCCGUACAUAAGGCAAUAAAUUUGCUCCAGCACCUG